GUUACCACACGGACUCUAGAUUACACGGAUAAGAAACGGGACCGUUACGCCAAAUAUCUUGUCGUGUCUAAGUCACGUGACCGGAGUUUACAUACGGGCAUCGCGGCCAUUUGCAAUCAGCAGCGGAAAUGUAACCAAUUUCCUGCAUUUUAUUUUCAUCGUUGCGCAAUGAAUUGAACAGUUUGGCGAACAUGUUUGCGACAGUUAAUAUUUAACCAAUUGAAGUUGCAGUGAAAGUUAACCGUCCGACUAUCAGCAUGCCUGUCCUUAAGCGAGGCAGAUCCAGGUUGUCCAGUAGGAAAGGAGAUUCUAAGAACCAUGGCAAGCAAUCGAUCGACAAACACUCUGCAGUCAACAUUGAGAUUUCUCAAGAAUGUGAGCCAGAGGCGAUGUGUGACUCAGAAAUAGUGACAGCGUCGGAAGUUAUUAUAGACAAGAAAGCAUUCCAGAUAUUUGAGUACACUUACGCCAGUGACAACUUCUUCCGUCAGUGUUUAACAACAUUAAAAUCCGACACUAGUGAAACUGUGACAGAAGCUGAUGAAGGAAGCUUAGACUAUGCAGAUGAAUAUUAUGUGAUAAUAAACAAACAUGCAUUUCAGUACUAUGAGCAUGAUGACCUGGAUUUAUUUGUUCAAUCAAGAAAAGCUAGACUAUUCAGUAAGUUCAAGGAAGACUGCUCAUAUAUUGAUAAUGAUGAUUAUGUGUGCCAUAAGAAAAGUAACUCAGUCCGCUUUGUGCAGAUGUAUGACAGUGAUGAUUUAAUGAAAUUGAAAUUAGCUGUGUCAGUGAAUGAAGAUUUCAGUGUUAGCAUCCAGGUACAUGACAAAAAGUUACCGUCCAACCACGAAAUAUGGAGUUCCAUUCCAAGAAUUUGCACCACCACGUUCACUAUGUCAAGGAUAUUAAGAGAAGUUGGUCGGUUCAAUAUCUGCUCCGGAAAUCCUGACCCAGACCUUCAAACGUUUAUACCAGAAGGAUCGUACUUGGACGCAAGGGAUGGUCCAUCACGACAAGGGCUACGCACAUGUUACACUGGAACAUCUACCAUAAUAUCAACAAACUGUCAGCUCCUUGUUCAGAGCAAACGUUGUAAAUGUUGUCAGAUCUACCGACGUACAUUACGCACUCUACUCUCUAGGCAAGAGAAAACACCGAAAGUGGACACCCCUAAGAAAGACUGGUUGCACUGUCAAACCCCUUUCAACAAGCUGACACCUAAUCAGAAAUUCUACAAGUUUAAGCAACACCAGGAAUACACAAAAACACUGGAACAAGAGAAUGAGAAAUUGAAAAGACAGAUCAAAAAUGAAAUUGACAAAAAUGGAGUGAAAUUAAGCGAAGAUGAAAGCAUGGAUUUUAUGGAACUGCUGGAAAAUUCUAUAGACACAGAAAGUUCAUUGUACAGAGAAAAUGAAAACAGCUACAAGUCAUUAUUCUGGGAACAGCAAUUGAAAUACAAUCAAUUAAAUGACAAGCGGAAGAUGAGAUGGCACCCAAUGAUCAUAAAGUGGUGUAUUCUACUUCGUAGUAAGUCCAGCAGCGGGUAUGAUACUUUAAGAAAAUCAGGCUUUGUCAGUCUUCCAAGCGAGAGACUUCUGUAUGACUAUACACAUUUGAUUGAAAAUGGUGUUGGGUUUCAACCUAAAGUUGUGGAGAUGUUAUAUAAUGAAGUAUACAAAAGUGAAGAUCCUGAAAGUGUGCCAAAAUGGAAAAAAAUUGUGGGAAUUUUACACGAUGAAGUAAAAAUCCAAAGUGAUCUUGUUUAUGAUAAACAAAGUGGAAAGUUAGUAGGAUUUGUGGACCUUGAUAAGAUGGGAAAUGACUUAAAUAACAUUGACGAGGUCUUGAAAAAUGAGGAUAGACAGUUGGCUAAGCAAGUACUCGUAAUAAUGGUUAGAGGUGUUGCCUCCUCUCUCAAAUUUCCGCUGGCCUUCUUUGCUACUGCCGGGGUGAAUUCUGACCAGCUUUUUGGUUUACUCUGGCAGGCAGUCAUGAUACUUGAACUUGACUUGGAUUUAGCAACUCUUUUCAUUACAAGCGACGGAGCUUCCCCCAACAGGCGAUUUUGCCGACUCCAUCGAGGUCAAAAUGAAGGAGUAAUUUACCGUGCAGUCAAUGACUUUGCUUCAGACAGAAGAUAUAUUUAUUUCAUCUCAGAUCCACCACAUCUCAUAAAAACCACUAGAAACUGCUUUUCAAACUCAUAUGCACAUAAAAAUACCCGAAAAAUGUGGAAUAAUGGAAAGGAUGUAUCGUGGCUACAUAUCGUAAAUCUGUACAGGGACCAUUCUCAAGAUCAGUUGUAUCGGUACUGUAACAAGUUGACGAAAGAACAUAUCGACAUGACAUCCUAUGGCUGUAUGAAAGUGAACAAGGCUGCACAAGUAUUGAGUGAAACUGUCGCUUGUGCCCUGGAAAUGCUGUACGGAGAUCAAGUGUCAGAAACAGUUACAUUCAUCCGUCACAUGGACAAAUAUUUUGAUUGUUUGAAUGUACGCCAUUUAAAUGAGGCACAGGCAACGAGAAAACCAAAUCUCAGACCAUACACUUCUGUAAAUGAUGACAGGCUUAAUUAUUUGACUGGAGAGUUCCUUGAAUACUUUGCACAGUGGAAAAACAAUGUUGAAACAAGACCGGGUGUCUUUUCUAAAUCGGAGAAAGCCGGCAUGAUGUUGAGUUACCAGACAUUAGAAGGGAUUGAAAUGACUGUGAAAUCUGUUGUGGAAUGUGUUAAAUAUUGUCUAGAGAGUGGUGCCGAAUUUGUUCUAACAAACAAGUUUAACCAAGAUCCGAUUGAGCAGCAUUUCGGAGUUCAACGGAGUAGUAACGGGGCCGACACAAAUCCAACACUUCAAACAUUUGCAAACACCAUGGUUAGACUGCGUACGGUCGGUAGCCAAAUGAUUGCUCCCCUACGUGGAAACACUAAGCGAAAACUGGAAUUGGCACCAAUAGACAAUACUCCGUUAGAAAAGAGGCAACGAAGGAAAUCUAAAUAGUGACCUUAAAGUUAAACUGUAUUGGAUAAAAGGGUAAAAAUUGUGACCUUGAUAGUGGAAUUCUUGGAGUAUAUUUUCCACAAAAAUGGUGUAGAUUUGUGUAACUUUACUGAAUGAUAUGUAACUUGUGUUUUCUAAAUAACAAUGUGCCAAAAGUUAAAUUGAAACCAUGUAUAUAAAUGUGUUGGUUCUGAGAAAACUGGUCAUAAUGUAUUUGGGUAAAUUGCCAUCCCAGAUUAGCCUGUGCAGUUCGCACAGGCUAAUCAGGGAUAACAAUUGCCGCUUUUUUGAAAUUUUUUGUUUAAAUUUAGUCUCUUCUUAGCAAAAAUCCAAUUUAGGCGAAAAAUGUCGUCCCAGAUUAGCCUUUGCAUGCUGCACAGGCUAAUCUGGGACGACACUUAACGCACAUGCAUUAUGCCCAGUAUUCUCAGAACACGACUCAAAUGACAUUACAAUUCUUAGUGUUUCAAAAACAGGUCAUGUUUGAUAUUAAGUGCACACAACCCACUAUUUUUUUUUACAGAGUUAUACAAACUGUAUGUCUUUUAAAGGUCUAUGAUGCCUUUCAAUAAAAUGUGGCUGCCACAUCUGAUCAUGUACUCAAAUUGUAUUAAUUGAUUGUUAAAUCCUAUUUUCAACAUUUUAUUUCUCAUGUAUAAAGGGCUAUGCUGGAAUAUUGUAUUAGCGUAGUGUGAUCUGACAUUAUUUAGUUAAUACAUUUUGUUACCUCCCUUUAUGGAUGUGACAAUGUUGUUUCAUGAUUGUACAAUAUUAAAACUAGUGCUUUUUGAACGAUGUACUUAUGUAGACUUUUUAUUUGGACAAAGGCUUAAUUUGUUUUUAACAAAUAUGUUGGAGAUUCAGUGGCUUUUAUGUCCUAACAAUUGAUGUCUGGACUGCUUUUUGAAAGUCUUCAUCUCUUGUUGUAACAUUCUAAAAGUGAACUCUAUAUAUAUUAUCAUAUAUAUUCACAGCGAUUUUCCUCCUUCUUUAUAAAGUACCGGUAAACGGUACUUUCCCAAUCGAACGAAAAUUCCCAAAUUCCCAAAACGGUACUUUCCCAAUCGAGCGAAAAUUCCCAAAUUCCCAAUCGGCAUCUGGAAAAAUCCCAAUCAGCGUCCGAAUUUUUUCUCAAAACGAUAGAAAGUUUCGUAAAAAAACCAACUUUCGGCGAGCGAACAAAGAAAAUCGUAUAGUUGUGUGUAACCACGCGCUCGAUUAAUUUCGGGUUUUAUUAUUCAGCGCAUUCAAUCAAUAGAGUUGUUACUGUUUCCGGUUCUUUUGCCAGGCAGCCAGCGUACUGUUUUACGUCGGUUUGUAACCUUAUCGUAGUUUGAAAUGAGUCAUAAUAGCAAAUAUUAUGCCAAAAAACCAAUCGGAACCAUCAAUCACAGGACACAUUGACAGCAAUAAUGAUGCUGUGCAGGGAGGGAUGCAAGCAACUGAGUGAUGAUUAAACAUCAAAGAUUGUUGAAAUUUCACAAAAAUGAAAGAGAGAGACAUUGCUUUAAAAGAGAUUAAAACAACUAGUAAUUGAUUUGGUGUGUUCUUUAUAAUAUUUUGUUAUUUAUAUAAACUUUAUAACUUAAUGGUCAUUAAGGCAUGCCUGCAAAUGAUUAUUUAAAUGGGUAUGUUCAAUUAAGUAUGAACUGUAUGAUGUAUUCAAUAAGACCCAAACUUCACGACGCGAUUUUCCCAAUUUCAGGAUUUCACGACUCGAUUUUUCCCAAUUUUGAGGUUUUCACGACUCAAUUUUUCCCAAUCGGACCGGUACGGGUACUUUUCCCAAUUGGACAAGGAAAAUCGCUGAAUAUUCAUCUCUUGUUGUUAAAUUCUAAAAGUGAACUCUUUAUAUAUAUUAUUAUAUAUAUAUAUAUUAUAUAUAUAUAUGAGGCUAAUGAGCCUCGUCAUGAGGAAAAGGGACCUUACAGCGAUUGCGACCAGUUUGGAUCACCUCAGUCUGAUCAAGAUCAAAACUGUUCCGUUAAAAUCUUUGACUUACUGGCAUGAGUAUUGAACAGAUUGAAUCCUGAUCAGACUGCGCUUUCAAGCACACGCUGAUCUGGAUCUUAAAUGUUCGCAAUCACCUUAAGGUCCAUUUUCUCACAACGCGACUUUUUGCAAUGAAAACUGCAGGAAUUUUAAUGGCAGGAUUUUUAAUGUUUAAACCUUAACCACUCUUAUAUAUAGUAUUAUAUAGUAUUUUCAAUGUAUUAUAUCAUGAAGCGUGAGACUUUAAUAAAAUAUAGUAUUGUUA
Messenger RNA from Dreissena polymorpha, 5259 nucleotides. RefSeq lists its product as uncharacterized. The record is from RefSeq and is a predicted model, not a curated record. The coding region runs from base 258 to 3002 and encodes 914 amino acids. Lineage: Eukaryota; Metazoa; Mollusca; Bivalvia; Myida; Dreissenidae. The transcript is spliced from 3 exons.